This is a messenger RNA of Pyrus x bretschneideri (Chinese white pear), 420 nucleotides long. RefSeq names its product MLP-like protein 28. The transcript has 2 exons. Gene Ontology annotation, biological process: defense response. The record is from RefSeq and is a predicted model, not a curated record. Lineage: Eukaryota; Viridiplantae; Streptophyta; Magnoliopsida; Rosales; Rosaceae. Bases 1 to 420 code for a protein of 139 amino acids.
AUGUCUAGCGAUUGUGGUAAGGUGGAGACCGAUGUUGAAAGCAAGGCUUCUGGUGCCAAGUUCCAUGAAAUGUUCACACACAAACCACACCACAUCUCCAAUGCCAGCAAUAGAAACAUUCGGGGCUGUGACCUACAUGAAGAUGAAAAAGUCAAAGUUGCUAAGGAGUUGGUUGAAGCCAUAGACGCUGAAAAUAAUCUGAUCACCUUCAAAGUGAUUGAAGGAGAUCUUUUGGAGCAUUACAAGAGCUUCAAGGUCACCAUCCACGCAACACCGAAAGGCGAGGGAUGCAACGUGCACUGGACUAUGGAGUAUGAGAAGCACCAUGACGAUAUUGAAGGUCCACAUACAUUGCUCCAGUUUGCAGUUGAGGUCUCCAAAGAUAUUGAUGCUCACCUUACAAGCACCGAUGCAAAAUAA